Molecule: messenger RNA, 142 nt
Organism: Funneliformis mosseae
Lineage: Eukaryota; Fungi; Glomeromycota; Glomeromycetes; Glomerales; Glomeraceae
Source: the annotation of a GenBank genome assembly
UAUCAGUUUUGCAAAAAUGGAUGAAAUUUUACAAGACGUAAUGCAAAUGAAACUAUUACCUAUUCAAGAAUAUUACCGUCCCUAUCAACCUACAGAUGAUUCUAAGACGAAAAUAAGGAUAAUUCAAAGAAAUUAUCGAUGA